AUGGCGACCGUCUCAAGCGUCCACACCCGCUCGCACAGCCUGCUCCUCCUGCAAAAGCUCCUCAACCUGCGCGACGCCGCCAGCCCGCUCACCCUCGUGCUCGACAGCCUGGAGCAGCCCGCGGGGCCGCUCGUCGCCGAGUUUAUUACGCGCGCCAAGAUCUCCAAGACCAAAGUCGUAUUCUUGUCGUUUGCUACGCUCAGGAAACCGCGCGGUGCGGAUGUGCUGGUCAAGGCCGCUGGGCGGGACCUUGCGUCCGUGAGGCGCGAGCUGCUGGCUCACGUACCGGCGUUUGACCCGGCGCAGGCAAAGGAGAAGCCGUCACAGAGAGCCGCCAUUAUUAUGGACUCCGUCAACAACCUCGCGUCCGCAGACGCAGGAUCUCUCGCCGCCUUCCUAUCUAGCAUCCUCACGCCCGCAGUCUCCAUCGUCGCCGUGUACCACGACGACGUGCCCAUCAUCCUGCCCCGGACCUUCAACGAGUAUGAGCCGCACCCGUUCACGGUCCUGAGCCACCUUGCCACCGCCAUCCUGCGGGUGUCGAGCCUGCGGCAGGAGGUGGACCGGCAGAGCGCCCGCAACCGCGCGCUGCAGGAGCCGGAGUGGGGGCUCAAGGAGGAUCGCGAGGGUGUCAUCAUCGGCCUGCGCACAAAGAGCCGCAGAGCCGACGAGGAUGGCCGCGGCGUUGUCAUCGACAUGGAAUUGCGGCGGCGCAGCGGGAGGACUGUCGCCGAAAAGUUCAUCCUGCAGCCCCCGGCCGCCGCCUCACCUGCCACUGGACGUGCGCCCGGGAAGAUCUCCCUGCUAACGGACCACCGCAUGUUUGCGAAGCCCGCAACAGAGGGCGGCGCGGGCGAGGGCGAGGAGGAGCCGGAGAGCACAUUCAACUUGGGUCUUACGGAGAAGCAGCGCAAGGAUAGAGAGGGCAUUGUGCUGCCGUACUUUGAUGCACAGACGGACAUCGGCGCUGGCGAAGGCGGGCGGAUAUUGUACGAGAUGGGGAGGGAGGACAUGGAUGACUUUGACGACGAAGAGGACGAAAUAUAG
Molecule: messenger RNA, 1047 nt
Organism: Purpureocillium lilacinum
Lineage: Eukaryota; Fungi; Ascomycota; Sordariomycetes; Hypocreales; Ophiocordycipitaceae
Biological process (GO): tRNA wobble uridine modification
Cellular component (GO): cytosol; nucleus; elongator holoenzyme complex
Molecular function (GO): tRNA binding
Source: RefSeq, a predicted model, not a curated record